GCGAAACCUGACUGACAGGCUAUAGAGACACGGGUUACAUUAAGUUUACUACGACAAUAUGGCGUCCAGCUCUUGGCUUUUACCUUUCACCGUCUUUCUGGGAUUCUGUUUAUCAGGUCUUGAAGCUAUACUGUGUCGACGCACCAGAACCUUCAACGGCCUGUUUGAAAACUCCAUCGAAUACCGCUACUGUCCUUAUUCCUGCUGCGGCCAUUACUACCACCAACACUGCUGUGGAACACGGGUUGGGCUGAUCAUUGGAGCUGUUGUUGGUACUGUUGUCCUCAUAGUGGUCGUCAUCACGGUGUUGUGCUGCUUCUGCUGUCGUCGCCGUCGUGCCAAUGGAACGCUCAUGACUAGCUCCGCACCGGGCACUGUCGUUUACCAAACAUCAUCGACCACGAGCGGAUACCCGAUGACGACAACCACCGUCCAGUAUCCUAUAUCACCAUAUAACGCUCCUCCGCCAUCCUAUGACCAGGUUGCAGCACCACCAAUACAGACUGCAGUCGCACACGAUAACUACGGAUUUAAACACUAGAGAAUAGUGGAAAGACUUUAUUGCAUUGCAGUCUGGAACCCCUAGGCCCAACAGGCGUGGGGUUUUUUUUAAUAGAGGGGGCCCAAAAUCCGUUGUUGUUAUUUUUGAAAAUAGAAUUUAAAGGUCCUUGACAGGUGAACGGAACAAGUUUGCUUUUUUUUUUUAUAGUGUAUUCUGUAAUAUACAAUGUAUAUUGUUUUACCAAAAAUAGGGGGGCCAGGGCCGCUUGGGCCCCCUUCUGAAUCCGCGCAUGCCGAUAGUUGAAUUUUUUAAACUUAAUUUGAUAUGUAUGUGUACCCCUCUGCUAAUUUUGUUUGACCUUUGGAUCACCUGAAGUAAAUUGUGGGCCACAUGUUGCUAAAAGAUAUAAUAUAUUGUAUUAAUAAUGCACAUCUUAAAGAGAAACUGUGCGGCUUUUGUUGUGAUUCCAGAUGUGUUAAAGGGACAGACCCUAGUUAUUUAAACACUAAGGCAUGUUUUUCACUAUUAGAGCCGUUUAUGAUCACUGAAAUCAAACAUUACUUAUAUUUUGUUGUUUAGAUUAUC
Gigantopelta aegis is the source of this 1087-nucleotide messenger RNA. Its product is annotated as protein shisa-4-like. The record is from RefSeq and is a predicted model, not a curated record. NCBI's taxonomy places the organism in Eukaryota, Metazoa, Mollusca, Gastropoda, Neomphalida, Peltospiridae. The coding region runs from base 59 to 541 and encodes 160 amino acids. The transcript has 4 exons.